Cebus imitator (Panamanian white-faced capuchin) is the source of this 1194-nucleotide messenger RNA. Its product is annotated as interferon alpha-2-like. The transcript has a single exon. NCBI's taxonomy places the organism in Eukaryota, Metazoa, Chordata, Mammalia, Primates, Cebidae. Bases 128 to 697 code for a protein of 189 amino acids. Gene Ontology annotation, molecular function: type I interferon receptor binding; cytokine activity. Gene Ontology annotation, cellular component: extracellular region. Gene Ontology annotation, biological process: adaptive immune response; cytokine-mediated signaling pathway; T cell activation involved in immune response. The record is from RefSeq and is a predicted model, not a curated record.
UUGGAAAGUAGAAAAUAGUAUGUUCCCUAUUUAAAGCUAUGCACAAAGCAAGGUCUUCAGAGAGCCUGAAGCCUAAGGUUUAGGUUCACCCAUUUCAACCAAAAUAGCAGCAUCUGCAACAACUACAAUGGCCUUGACCUUUCCUUUACUGGUGGCCCUCGUACUGCUCAGCUACAAGUCAAGCUGCUCUAUGGGCUGUGAUCUGCCUCAAACCCACAGCCUGGGUAACAGGAGAACUUUGAUGCUUCUGGCACAAAUGAGGAGAAUCUCUCCUUUCUCCUGCCUGAAGGACAGACAUGACUUUGAAUUUCCCCAGGAGGAGUUUGAUGGCAGCCAGCUCCAGAAGGCUCGAGCCAUUUUUGUCCUCCAUGAGAUGAUCCAGCAGACCUUCAACCUCUUCAGCACAAAGGACUCAUCUGCUGCUUGGGAUGAGACCCUUCUAGACAAAUUCUACACUGAACUUUACCAGCAGCUGAAUGAAUUGGAAGCCUGUGUGAUGCAGGAGGUGGGGGUGACAGAUACUCCCCUGAUGAAUGAGGACUCCAUCCUGACUGUGAGGAAAUAUUUCCAAAGAAUUGCUCUCUAUCUGAAAGAGAAGAAAUACAGUGCUUGUGCCUGGGAGGUUGUCAGAGCAGAAAUAAUGAGAUCUUUUUCUUCAUCAACAAACUUGCAAAAAGGUUUAAGAAGUAAGAAAUGAAACCUGGUUCGGCAUGGAAAUGAUUUUCAUUGACUAAUACACCAGCUCACCUUUCUAUGAUCUUCCAUUUCAAAGACUCAUGUUUCUCCUUUGACCAUGACAUAGCGUAAAUCUUUUCAAAUGUUUUUAGGAGUAUUAAGCAACACUGUAUUCAGCUCUUAACACACUAGUCCCUUACAGAUGACUAUGCUGACUGAUCUAUUAUCUAUUUAAAUAUUUAAAUAUUGUUUAUUUAACUAUUUAUAAGACCUAACUUACUUUUGUUCAUAUUACAUCAUGUGCACCUUUGCACUGUGGUUAAUAAAAUAUGUUCUUUGUAUUUAGUAAGUUUAUUUUGUUUUUUCAUUGAACUUUUACUAUGGAAAUCCUUUUUGUACUUGUUUAUUCUUUAAAAUGAAAUUCCAAGCCUGACUAUGCAACCUGAUUAAAGAAUAAAUGGUACACUUCAUUUAUUUAUCAAUAUUAUAUUCAAAUAAAAGUAAAAAUAAACUUUCUGU